AGAGAGAGAGAGAGAGAGAGAGAGAGAGAGAGAGAGAGAGAGAGAGAGUAGCGUUGUCCCUCCCCUCGGUGCAGAAUCUCUUCCCUCCAUUGUUGACGUCAUGGUGGAUAGCGAGAGGUUGAAGAGGAUGAAAGACCUGGGGGGCGAGGACGAGUACAAGCACACCGGACACAGGAUGCUCUGCAGGACGGUCACCGACGGAAGUAAACGCAUCAGAGAAACACGUGGACGCCAACACGGAGCCUAAGUACUUUUUCCCGCCCUCGGCGUCGAGCUCGAGCGGUGUGAGCCCAGCCACGCGCCAUAGCCUCGCGGAACCCGGCGGGGGAGCGCGUGACGAGAGGAGCGAGAGCGAGGCGUCGGUCUGACGAGGUCUCUCUGUACAGAUCGGGGGAUCCAGGUUGUUGUUCCCGCGUGUUGUCCGUCGCCAUGGGCUGCAUAAGCUCCCGCUCGCCCAUCGGUGAAUGUUGAUGACACCAUUGAAAUGUUACCUAAAUCAAGAAGAGCUCUUACUAUUCAAGAGAUUGCAGCAUUAGCACGGUCCUCACUACAUGGUAUCUCCCAGGUGGUGAAGGACCAUGUGACCAAGCCCACAGCCAUGGCCCAGGGUCGGCUGGCCCACCUGAUAGAGUGGAAGGGCUGGUGUAAGCCCAUGGAGACCCCGGCCGCCCUGGAGUCGGACUUCAACUCCUACUCAGACCUCAGCGAGGGCGAACAGGAGGCGCGCUUUGCUGCAGGCGUGGCAGAGCAGUUUGCCAUAGCGGAGGCUAAGCUCAGGGCCUGGUCCUCUGUGGACGGAGACGACUCCACUGAUGACUCAUACGAUGAAGACUUUCUGCCUGCCAACGAGCCCGCCACACAGAGCACAGAGGUCUCGUCGCCGUUCCCUCCUUACCUGAAGGACCUGAUUCACAGCCAGAUGUGCCAGAACCUGAGCCUCAGGGGUCUCUGCUCUGAGGGGCCCGGUGGCGGGGGCGGGGCAGAACCCUCCCCCACCUCCGACUCCCCGGACACGCUGUGCUCCAGCCUGUGCAGCCUGGACGAGCUACACCCAUUGCUACGUGACCUAGGCACCUCCGGCAAACCCCAUCGCCAUCCCCACGGCAACGCCACCGAACUGGCCGCCAAGAUCCUGUCUGUGCUGCAGGGGGGCGAGGAGCUGCUGCUGGCCCGCCUGCAGCGUGCUGCCGCCGGCCCUCCCUCGCCCGCCGGGGGCAGCGGUGGGGGGCAGGACUCCCCCUGCUACUCGGCCUCAUACUCUGAGACCUACCUGUCGCCGGGAGAGGAGGAGGAGGGUGACGAUGGGCCCUGCAAGGGCUACAAGACAACCGUGUGCCAGGUGGGGGAGGAGCACCAACCCUGCCGGAGGGUGUCGGACGUGGCCUCCUCUGGGGUGGUCUCCCUGGACGAGGAAGAAGAGGAGGGCCAGGAGAGGCAGGCCAACAGCCAGUGACUCCUGGUGUCAGCUGGGAGCGACAGCUGGCCCUCACCGCUCCUCCCACUCAUCUCUGUUCUUUGGUUUUCCGUGACUCGCUCCACUUCCCCCAUGAAUCUUGAAAACGGUCCAUAUUGCCUUAUUUGUACAACAAUUUAAAAUCUCAUCUUUCCAAUUCUCCUGAGUUGUUCGACCCAUAACUCACUGACCCUCCUCCCCUCCAGAGCUCAAAUUCUGUCCUUUGAUCUUCUAUCCAAAAGCUUUUUGUUUUGAGGCGUCCAAACAAUCUUUUCUAUGUGUGAUAAAGAGCAGUGGCCUGGCUAUGAAGGCCUUCAGUGAACCUGUGCACUGGACCCUGCUGAUUGGCUGGCUGUUCGGGUGUACCCAGGGCUGCUGAUUGGUUGGUAAGGAUUGUACCUGGGGAGGAGAAAUGCACUCUGGAAAGUACUUUUUUGGAUUACAAGUGGACCAAGUCCAAACACUUGAAUUUUGCAUGUGUCUUUUGCAAGUGCUAUAACCAAUGGGCUUAGCCAGAGCACAGUUUGUAACCUUCUAGGCUGUUCUGUGUGACCUUCUCAGCCCUGCUCGUGGAUGAAGCCUGUCCAACGGGCGGGCAGGUCCACACCGCAUCCUGGGACCUGCCUGCCUUCCCUUUGACCCCCUUUCUUUCUUUUAUUGCCAGAGACCGAUAGCAUCCUUAAAUGGGCAUGGCUUGCUGCGUAUGCCAAACUAUUAUAUUAUCCCAGUCACAACCAUUUAUGAGCAAAUGCUGGAAUGUUUUCAUAAGUGACGGGACAUUAGUAUGUAUGUCUGUAUUUCAACAAAAUUUAAACUAUGGGGGGAGAAAGACGACAAGGCUGUGUGACAAAUGACUUGAGCCGAGAUGAUUCGCUUUUAUUGUGCUAGGUUCAAGUCAUCCUGUGGUGGUGGUGGGGUUACCCAGGAGCGAUGGGACCACCAGGUUCACUAACAUGGGGGUGAACUCUGUGUUGAAGACAUUCAAAUGGAAGCUAAACACACAACAGCUGUGACCCCAUAACCAAGCAAACUGAAACAUCGCUGAGAGGAGGUUCCUGACCCUUUGGUGGAUGGACAGGAAGAGAAAGAAACGCUUGAUGGCCCAGAGGUCCCCAGCCCCAGAGCAGAGGCCGGUGGUCGCAUCGGAGGUUUUCUAUAUUUUUGUAUGCGUUGUCUUGCUUUGAUCUCUUUGCCUAAUGCGAUGUGCCAGUGUAUGUGUUUUUUGCACGAAGCUAGCGUGGUGGCUGUAGUCUUCUCCUCUUUCUUCGUUAUCACUGUGUGAUAUAGUCUACUGGGAAAAAAGAAAACAAACAAAAACUAAAUGUGAAAAAGAUUUUUUUUCAAAAGCAGAUACUGUGAUUUGGUUGGUUAUUGUCAUUGUCAUCCCGCCCUCCUCCAUCCUACUGAGAGUGUCUGGUUUCAACUCUGAUUACCACUUCCUGUCAUACUGAGUACUGAUGAGCUUUGCCUUUUAUUUGAUACUCCCUCUUUUCUAAGACAAGGUUCCUAGGUUUCUAGACGUCUAGGUGUUCCUUAGUGUAUCUUCUUGGAGGAGGCGGCGGGCGUUAAAGGGCAUACUUGAUACAGUACAUUCACGCCUCCAUACUGCGCUGCCAGGAGUCCCGCCCACGAGUCCACUCCCACAUCCCCUAGAGGGACUGUCAUUCAUGCAACUCAGGAAAUCCCAUUGGAGGGUCUCCCGUCCCCCCGUCGUGACUGCAUACUUUCUGUUGGGUAAACGCUGCGAUGUCCAUUAGCUGGAAGAGAAGGCAAGUGUGCAUUUAAAAAAAAGAAUCACAUUGUGUCUUCAUUUCCUGCGUUGACCCCGUUUUGUUUGUUUGGCAAAAAAAAGCCUCAAUCUUUUGUGUGAGUGUGACUGUGUGUGCGUGCACAACUGAUUCUGGUUGUUUUUUGUAAGUGCACGCGUCCUGUGCGUUUCCUACGAUGUCAGCAGGCUGGUUAAGCAUGCGAUGUCCGCUCCUAACCCCUGUCGCAGCAGUUCCCUUUAAACUGUAUGGGGUGGAUAGAGAUCUCAUUGAGCUUUAAGCAGUGCCGUUAAGCAGUAAUUAGAAAUGGAAAUAAGGGAAAAUAAGAAUGGCUAACCAUCUGACCUAAGCCACAGAGGAUGAAGAGGGUUUCUCCCCCCCCCCCCUUUUUUUGUAGCAAAUAAAAGUUGAGCAGCUCAAGUGUUUACAUUAAGGUCAGCACCUAGCAGGGUCUACAUCAGGAAGAGACGAGCAGUGGAGAGAGUGGGUCGUAAACUCAGGGGGUAACCAUAACGCUGUGCCUUCCAUUCCUUCUGCCCUUGCAUCGUGCAGUUCUCUCCCUCACACAUCCACCCGUCACCCCACCCAUGUUUCCAGAGCACGGCAGUCACAUCAGAACAUGGGAGAAAUCCUCGCAGCCAUCUGCAGUCCAGGGUCGUAGCUGGUCAUAGCGCCAAACACAAAGAGAAACAGAGAAAGAGAGAGAAAGAGAGAGACGGAGAGAAACGGAGAGAGAUACACGGACAGAGACGGAGAGAGACAGAGAAACAGAUACACUGACAGACGGCGAGAGAGAGAGAGAGACAGAAACAGAGAGAGACGGCGAGAAAGUGAGACAGAGAAACAUAGAGAGAUAGAGAGAGAAAGAGACAGAGAGAGAUAGACGAACAGAGACAGAGAAUCAGAGAGACAGAAACAGAGAGAGAGAAACAGACAGAACCAGAGAGAGAGACAGAAACAGGGACACAGAAACAGAGAGAGAGCCCACAUUGGCACCUGAGCCCUGGGUGCUGCAGUAUCCCAUGAUGUCCUUUUCAUUUUGGGGUAUGAUCUGCGUCACUGUCCUUUGAGUGGACAGUAAAUGGCGGGCCGUGCGUGGGGAAUGGAGGAUGAGGUCACACGCCCCCUUGCUUCACCUGACUCGCUGCUUUGUGUUGGUCGGCCCGCUCCAUCUGGUGCUUUUACCCAUCUCUCUCUCCCUCUCUCCCCCCCCUCUCUCUC
This is a messenger RNA of Gadus morhua (Atlantic cod), 4440 nucleotides long. It is a transcript of the gene fam131ab, whose product is annotated as family with sequence similarity 131 member Ab. The transcript has 5 exons. Lineage: Eukaryota; Metazoa; Chordata; Actinopteri; Gadiformes; Gadidae. The record is from RefSeq and is a predicted model, not a curated record. The coding region runs from base 485 to 1453 and encodes 322 amino acids.